Messenger RNA from Suillus plorans, 1026 nucleotides. RefSeq lists its product as uncharacterized. Lineage: Eukaryota; Fungi; Basidiomycota; Agaricomycetes; Boletales; Suillaceae. The record is from RefSeq and is a predicted model, not a curated record. The transcript is spliced from 2 exons. The coding region runs from base 1 to 1026 and encodes 341 amino acids.
AUGGACGGUGUCCACUCGACAUCCUCCGUACUACCUGUCGAGAUCCUUGAAUUCAUCUUCAAUUACCUGGAACGUCGCGAACUCAUCCCAGUCCUGAGCAGCAACUCCAUAUUCCACAAUACUGCAUUUCGUGCGGUCUAUCGUAACAUAUCAGAAACGUCGUCAGUCAAAGCCUUGAAACUUAUAAAGACCCUUGCUUCUAAUGCCCCAUAUUCCCGACAAGUCCGUUCUAUCGAUCUCGACUUUGCCGACAACCUCAUCACCGCCAAUAUCCUCCGCCUCUUAAAUCGCGCGCUCCAGCAACUCAAAUCGCUCACAGCACUUACCCUCAACUUCUCCCAGACAGACAACACUGCUGAUGUCGCAUGGAUAUUCCAGGGGUGUUCCUUCUCGCUCAGGACCUUCACCUCAUCCAUGCGGUGCGACCGCUCGCUGGCGAAAUUCCUGGCUAUGCAGCCGAAGAUAACCGAGCUUUGUCUGAGAGGGUUGAAUAAGGAGUAUGACUUUGCGCUGGAACCUAAGGCGCUCCCUGAGCUGGGACAUUUUAGGACCGUUAUGUCUUACCCUAGCAUUAUCGGAGAGGUCUUGAGAGGUAGACCUGUGGAGAGCGUUUCCAUGUCGCUUCACCGCGGGGACGUCUGUGCAUCCCUCAACACGUUGUUACUAUCAUCUACAGCGAUAAAGAGGCUCACUGUCUUGAUCUUGGAAAGCGACCCCCCUGUCGCACUCCUUCCUCUCAUCGCAGACCGGCUACCUCAUCUUGAGGCUUUCCAUCUCGUGGUUCUCACGCCUGACUCCACCCAUGAAAUUCUACUCGGGAUCGGCUCGAGUCUCGCGCAGUUCAAAGCCUUGAGAUACAUCACGUUCAUGGCGCCAGGUAUACCGACUUCCUUGAACGAUGAAAAGAACAUCGCGGAAGCAUGGAGCAAAGCGUGCCCAACCCUACAGACCAUUAUCCUUCCUAAAGGACUGGUGUGGUUCCAGAGGGACGAGAAUUGGGCAUGCCUGAAGGAUAACGAGGAUUAA